UGCGGCGCCGGGCAUUUCUCCGCAGCUCGGCUCGCGGCCGCGCCCGCCGCCGCCCGGCCCCGCGCCCAUGCAGGCCAUCAAGUGUGUGGUGGUCGGCGAUGGUGCCGUGGGGAAGACGUGCUUGCUGAUCAGCUACACGACCAACGCCUUCCCGGGAGAGUAUAUCCCUACAGUUUUCGACAACUACUCAGCCAACGUGAUGGUGGAUGGGAAGCCGGUCAACCUGGGGCUGUGGGACACUGCUGGCCAGGAAGACUACGAUAGACUUCGGCCCCUCUCCUACCCUCAAACCGAUGUCUUUCUGAUCUGCUUCUCCCUGGUGAGCCCGGCCUCCUUUGAGAACGUCCGAGCCAAGUGGUACCCAGAGGUGCGGCACCACUGCCCCCACACACCCAUCCUUCUGGUGGGCACCAAGCUGGACCUCCGUGAUGACAAGGACACCAUUGAACGGCUGCGGGACAAGAAGCUGGCACCCAUCACCUACCCACAAGGCCUGGCCAUGGCCCGCGAGAUCGGUGUGUUCUGUCAAGUACCUGGAGUGCUCAGCCCUGACCCAGAGAGGUCUGAAGACAGUGUUUGAUGAGGCCAUCAGGGCAGUGCUCUGCCCACCUCCAGUGAAAAAGCCAGGCAAGAAGUGCACUGUCUUCUAGAGCCCUGCCUGACCAGCCUGGCUGAGGAGCCCUGGCUCAAGUGUGCCCUCGUGUUGAGCUGUCUGGUGUCCUAAGUCUGCUGUGGGAAGUGGUGUGGGUGGGGAGGGAAGCAUGGGGACAAGGCUGGGGUGAUGGGGUCCUGUCCCCUAUGCCUCCUUUUUCUGGCAUAUAGCUCCAGCCUUCCCUGGUCCCUAUGGGAGGCCAGCAGGGAGCAGGGUCUCCCUCAGGGCUGCAGGGGUGGGUUCAGGGAAGCCCCAGGAUGGGCUUCCCUGG
Molecule: messenger RNA, 923 nt
Organism: Peromyscus eremicus (cactus mouse)
Lineage: Eukaryota; Metazoa; Chordata; Mammalia; Rodentia; Cricetidae
Gene: Rac3
Product: Rac family small GTPase 3
Exons: 6
Coding region: 68-580 (170 amino acids)
Biological process (GO): establishment or maintenance of cell polarity; motor neuron axon guidance; actin filament organization
Cellular component (GO): cytoplasmic vesicle; cell cortex; plasma membrane
Molecular function (GO): GTP binding; GTPase activity; protein kinase binding
Source: RefSeq, a predicted model, not a curated record